CAAUUUUGGUCGUAUUAUCUGUUGAUACUGUUUUGAGGUAUUAAACUUUACUAAAACUAAAUCUAACAUCAAAAGCUUUGAAAGGACCAGGAAGCCGAAGUGCCCCAGCCCUGACUGAUCAAGUCUACAACACCAUUUUGGGAUGGAACAUGUUCUCUAACAAGGAGACAGCAAGAAAAUCUGCUCAAAGCGUUGCCGUGUAUAUCACUGAUGGUUCCUCGGCUUAUUUCAACAAAUCGACCAACCCGUUGAAGAGCCUUAACGUAAAGAUUGUCACCAUUGGUAUUGGCAGUAGCGUUUCUGUGCCAGGCAUCAAAGCUCAGUCCUCGUCAGCUGAUGACGCUCUACUGACCGCAAGUUUUGACGCCUUGUCUGACCUGAAAAAUAAGACCGUACAAAGGACUUGUGGGGGAAGGUGUUCUGCCUACAGAGAAGUAACGUUUCAAACUUACACCAACUUAACGAACAUGGACUGCUUUAAAAAAUGUUCAGGGAAUCGCCAAUGUUUUUCGUAUGCAUACAAACUUGGCACGAAAUGUGAUCUAAUGUUGAUGUCUGGAGCUGCAGUUGACACAGCUAAUGAUGAAGUGAAUGUGAAUACGUAUAUCAGCUGUGCCUCAAAACCAGAUGACUGUUUGGUGUAUUCUGGGUAUCGUCCUUUAGAGACAACUUUUACAAAUCACAAGGAUUGCUUCAACUCUUGCGUAUCAAAACCUCAAUGUGUGGGAUAUUCCUAUUCCAAACAAUCCAAAUAUUGCGGUCAUUACACCUUAAACGGAACUGUGAUUGACACAAAAACGGACAAAUCAACAUCAGGUUUCCUUCGUUGUUCAAUGCUGUAA
This is a messenger RNA of Physella acuta, 842 nucleotides long. RefSeq lists its product as uncharacterized. The record is from RefSeq and is a predicted model, not a curated record. Lineage: Eukaryota; Metazoa; Mollusca; Gastropoda; Physidae.